Messenger RNA from Mytilus trossulus (common blue mussel), 1333 nucleotides. Its product is annotated as cathepsin O-like. The coding region runs from base 29 to 1033 and encodes 334 amino acids. Gene Ontology annotation, molecular function: cysteine-type endopeptidase activity. NCBI's taxonomy places the organism in Eukaryota, Metazoa, Mollusca, Bivalvia, Mytilida, Mytilidae. The transcript is spliced from 9 exons. The record is from RefSeq and is a predicted model, not a curated record. Gene Ontology annotation, cellular component: lysosome.
AGUUCCGGUUUAUAGUUAGUUUUUCAUUAUGUCAAGUUUCACUUUCACUUUGUUUUUGGUAUUAUAUUCUCUUCUUUUAUUAGUGAACAGCAGCCAGGUUAAAGAAUUCAAAGUUUAUCUUAAAAAAUUUAACAAAAAGAGCAUUUCAGAAACACCAGUGUUCCACAAAAAAUAUCAAAACUAUAAGACCAACUUAGAAUUCCAAAGAUUCCUAAAUGGAACUCACAAACUUUUAAGUGCUUACUAUGGACCUACACAAUUUUCUGAUCUUUCACCUGAAGAAUUUAAAGAUCAGUAUUUAUCAGAUUUGAAAGUGUCAAGAAAGGCCAAUGAUGAAAACCAGCAUCAUACUCCAAGUAAAUUCUUCAGAGAAUUGGAUAUUCCAAAAAGAGUUGAUUGGAGGAAUUUUAGCAAUAUAAACUUUGUGACUCCGGUAAAGAAUCAGAAGAAAUGUGGAGGAUGUUGGGCAUUCAGUGCAACAGAAACUAUAGAAAGUAUGAAAGCUAUACAGACAGGAUUACCUCCCCCUAGACUGAGCGUACAGGAAGUUAUUGAUUGUGCCACAUAUAAUGAUGGAUGUAGCGGUGGUGAUCCUUAUCGAGCAGUAAAGUGGCUUAAAGAUACACAGUCUCCACUUACAACAGAGAAAAAAUACCCACUGACAGACACAUCUGAUUCCUGUCGUAUUAUAGUCAAUAACAGUGAUGGAGUUAUAGUCAAGUCAGGUAACUUUCAAAGACUAGUUGGGAGGGAAGAUAAAAUUUUACAGUUAUUGAAUACUUCCCCAGUUAGUGUGGCUGUAGAUGCCACUACAUGGAACAACUACUUAGGUGGCAUAAUACAGUAUCAUUGUGAAGCACAUAUCAACCAUGCAGUACAAAUAGUAGGAUAUGAUAUCUCAGGUGAUGUACCAUAUUAUAUUGUUAGAAAUUCCUGGGGAACAGACUAUGGUAAUAAAGGCUAUCUGUACAUUAAGAUUGGUGAAAAUUUGUGUGGUAUUGCUGAAGAGGUAACUACAGUAACUAUUCAAUGAGAAUGUGUGAAGUAAAAGGAAACAUUGGUGCUACAUCUAUUUAUUUUUUUUGUCUUUUUUGUUAGAGCUCCUUAGCAUCUAUUUAUGCUAUUGUCAUCUUGACCUUUAUUUGAUUCUUUGUAAUCAUUAAACACUACACACAGUCAACCAUCAUUUUUGGAAUAUAACCAUACUAACUUACUCAUUUGAUUAAAAAUGUCCAAUUAGGAACGAAAGCUAAUGUCAUAUUAUCUCCCCUUUUUAUAGUUGAUAUUUAAUCUGUAUGUUAUUAAUAUAUAUGAAGUUGACAAUUUUUGCUCA